Penicilliopsis zonata CBS 506.65 is the source of this 1641-nucleotide messenger RNA. RefSeq lists its product as hypothetical. The record is from RefSeq and is a predicted model, not a curated record. Gene Ontology annotation, cellular component: fungal-type vacuole. The transcript is spliced from 5 exons. NCBI's taxonomy places the organism in Eukaryota, Fungi, Ascomycota, Eurotiomycetes, Eurotiales, Aspergillaceae. Gene Ontology annotation, biological process: proteolysis. Bases 1 to 1440 code for a protein of 479 amino acids. Gene Ontology annotation, molecular function: serine-type carboxypeptidase activity.
AUGCACCUGUCUUUCCUCUCCCUACUCGGACUAGCGUCCUGUGUAUUCGCCCAGCAGAAAGAACUUGAAGCCUCCCCCUUCACCGUCAUCCACAGCCCCUAUUCUCCCACGCACACCAUCCGCAUCCGCGAACAGAACGAGUCGAUCUGCGCCGCCGGUUCCCGCCAAUACACGGGCUGGCUGGACGUGGGAGCAAGCCAUUUCUUCUUCUGGUACUUUGAGAGCCAGAAUGACCCGACACGCGACCCGCUGACGCUGUGGAUGACGGGGGGGCCGGGGGGAUCCAGCAUGCUCGGCUUGUUCGAGGAGAUGGGCCCCUGUCUGAUCAGCGAGGAUGGCAACGGCACAGUGUACAACCCGUGGGGAUGGUCGAGGAACUCGUCGCUGCUCUUUGUCGACCAGCCGGUCGGCGUGGGCUUCUCCUAUCUCGAUCCCGGCCAUGAUCUUCCGCAGGACUCUGCAGCUGCGGCAAGCGAUAUGCAGCGUUUUCUGCAGCUGUUUGUCUCGACGGCGUUUCCUCAUCUGCAAGACCUUCCUUUUCAUAUCUCUGGAGAGUCAUACGCCGGCCACUAUAUCCCCAAUCUCGCUUCACAAAUCGUCCAGCACAAUUCUCUCUACCCCAACGAGCCACAGAUCAACCUGCAGUCCUGCCUGGUCGGCAAUGGCUUCAUGUCCCCCCGAGAGUCCUACUAUGGAUACUGGGAGACCCUGUGCACCACAAACCCGGGGGUUGCCGAGCCCAUCUUCAACAAGACCCGAUGCGAUAUCAUGGCCGCCAAUAUGCCCCGCUGCAUGGAGUUGUUUCAUGUCUGCGAGCAGAAUCCUGAUCCGGCCAUCUGUCACGCUGCUCUGGAUGUCUGUUGGGAGGGGAUUAUCGGAUGGUAUGACGAUGAGUCAAAGGUGGGAGGGAGGAACCGAUUCGACAUUACCGCCCCCUGUGUGAUGGAGGAUUUUUGCUAUAUUCAAGCAGCAUGGAUAGGAAAGUACCUCAACACCCCUGCUGUAUGGGAAGCGCUGUCUCCCCCAGAACAGAUCACAGAAUACAAGAUAGCCUCUUUAGCUGUCAGUGUCGCGUUUGAAGCCACCUCUGAUGAGAUGACUACAACCUCCGACCUGGUUGUCUUUCUGCUGCUCAACGGGGUCGAUUAUCUGGUCUACCAGGGGAAUCUGGAUCUGGCGUGCAACACGGCGGGCAAUCUCCGCUGGGCGAACUCCUUAUCCUGGAAAGGACAGGUCGAGUUUGCGGCCAAACCGAUGCGUCCUUGGACGGCCGUCGUGAACGGGACGGAACAGGUGGUCGGUUCAACCAAGGAGGUUGUUACUGAUACGGCCCGUUUUGCUAUCGUCACUGUCGAUGGAGCAGGGCAUAUGGUUCCUCAGGAUCGACCCGAUGUUGCUUUGGCUAUACUUGACCGGUGGCUCACGGGGGGUCAAUUCUAGCACAACAUUGAUCUCCAGCCCGCAGUAACUAACAGUCUAUAAGCAACAGUAACAAUCAAUGAUAUGGGGUAUAAUAAGAACCCUUUUAAUAUCAAUGACUCAUAUGACGACCAGUAAUAAUAAUACUUACUUUUUAUUGGCUAAUGAUUGCUCCAGUCAGAGUGCCUCAAGUCUCACCAAUGACUGAUAGAAAUUCAGGGC